ACCGCCUCUUCGCCCGCCCACAACUCUGCUCUCUCCUUUAUUACUUCCAGGAUGCCGGCCAUGAAGGUUCUCGCCCCUGCGCCCACCGUGGUGGCGCACAACGACGAGCUCCUCAACCUCAACAUCGAGACCUCUCUCUUUCCCAAGGGCAGCCCCCCCGAUGGACAGGCUUUCUCGCCCUCAGCCUUUAUGAACCUGCAACAGACGGCGACCGGCCUGCUGAAGAAAUUCCAAACCGCCUACCACCGCCAGAACUUGACGAUCCAGGAGCUGAUGGCUGAAAAGGAGGCGAUGGAUGACGAAAAGGCCGAAGCCGACACCAGAACACGGCAUCUCAAGAUGCAACUGGAGGGCAUGGCUCAGAAGCUGGCCGACACUGAGAAUGUGAUGCAGGCGCUGAUGGAAGAGCUGAAUAAGGAGAAGAGGCUGAGGAUGGAAGAGCGGGCAAACGCCAGAGACAAAUUCCUGACGCCAUCUGAAGGAUCGAUAUCGGAAGACCUAUGUGUCGAAGACGAUCAACGCAAGCGAGGAUGGAGGCGCAGCGGUGAGACCUCCAAGACCGAUUUUAGCUUCGAGACGGAUGAGGAUAGCGUCGAAGCUGCCAGCAUCUUCUCUCGACCUCGCAGCCCUACCAACACGGCGCUAAGCAUCAUAUCCGAUGUAGACAGUCCUGCGCCGCCCAUCCCGCUCUCGAGGACAUCGACCUUUGGAGGAUCCGCAGCCCCUCGGCCACUCCGGAACUCUCAGCCGCCGCAAAUGUCCACGUUCCAGAAGCUAUUCAAGGGCAUCUCUGGCGACCCCAACAAGGACAUUAACGGGUGUCGCAAUUGCCAGGGCCAAGACGCCAGCAUCGCCUGGGACACGGUGGGCCUCUUGAAAGCCGAGAACAAGACUCUCAAGGAGAGGGUCGGCGAUCUGGAAGCCGCCGUCGAAGAAGUCCUGGACGUUGUCAACGGCGUCGGGCAAUAA
Trichoderma harzianum CBS 226.95 is the source of this 969-nucleotide messenger RNA. RefSeq lists its product as hypothetical. The annotation marks the transcript as partial. NCBI's taxonomy places the organism in Eukaryota, Fungi, Ascomycota, Sordariomycetes, Hypocreales, Hypocreaceae. The record is from RefSeq and is a predicted model, not a curated record. The transcript has a single exon.